Molecule: messenger RNA, 4507 nt
Organism: Camponotus floridanus (Florida carpenter ant)
Lineage: Eukaryota; Metazoa; Arthropoda; Insecta; Hymenoptera; Formicidae
Gene: Mekk1
Product: mitogen-activated protein kinase kinase kinase 4
Exons: 19
Coding region: 119-4231 (1370 amino acids)
Biological process (GO): protein phosphorylation; MAPK cascade
Molecular function (GO): protein kinase activity; ATP binding
Source: RefSeq, a predicted model, not a curated record
GUUCGAAAAUUACCGCCUCGACAUCUAUCGGUGAUCUUCGGCAAACAUCGCAGCGCAUGCGCUUCAGCGAUGAUCUUCAGAAAUGACGACGUGCGUGUUUCUCGUGCAAGUGUGAAGAAUGUCGCGUCUCGUCGAAUCGAACGAUGCCAUGAGAAUUCCCGGCUACGAGUCGACCGACGACGAGGACGCCGAUUAUGGCAGUAAGGCUGAUUCGUCGAACGAAUUCGAGGAGUCGCUACACGCGAUGUCCGAUAUUUACGGACAAACUCCGCCCAGGACUCGUCUCAGUCGCAAGAAAAGACAUAUGAAGCAAAAGUUCUCUGGCAGUGAUCUUAAAUCGAUAGAAAAAGAAGCUCGGCCAAAGAUAACAAUUCGAAGGCGCAACACCUUGGACACUAUUAUCUUCAACGAAAUGUGCGAUAAAGCGGACAAAGAUUGCGAGAACGAGGCGAAGGAGGAUACGAAGGAGGGUAGCAGAAAGUGCAAGAGAAUUUUGAAACUAUUGCGCGGUAAUGAAAGAGAUUUGAAGCUCGAUGUAGAAGCUGCUUACAAUUAUGCCGAGAAACAUAAUGGCGACAUGGCGAAGGUGUCGACGCCGAAUCAAAUCAAGAUUGAAACUAGAAAUAGAUUUCGCUGUUUGCGAUCCAAACCGGUUGAUGUUGAAGAGAAAAAAUUGGAGCGAGAAAUCAACGAAAGAAGCGUGUUGAUAAACGAAGAGAGUUUACGUGCGCAAUCGCCGAGAACGCAAAGCUUAGAAGAGAGACGAAUAUUUCACGACACUUUUUCUUUCUUAAUUAAAUUAGGAAGUACAGAGCGAAAUUGUCGCCGUCAAAUAAGUCACGAAGAAAGUAGGUGGCAAAACGAAUUAAAAGACCUGAUAUGGCUGGAACUACAGGCGCAUCAUGCAGAUCGUAGCCCGAUGGCGCAGGAUGAAUAUUUAUGUCGUCAACGCGAAACUGUAGAGGCUCUGCUUACAGAAAUAAUGGAAUACAGAUACGAUCCUAUGGCGGAUACGCAUGAGGGAGGUUGCAUCAGUCCUAGCGACACUGCAAGCGAUCGAUCCACAAAUCCUGGUUCCAGUCUGAACAUCGAAUUAGGUGUAUGUCCGGGUUGUCUUUCCAUGUACUGCCGUGCGUGCGUGCGUGCACAGGGAGAAGCGUUACAACAAGUGGAAGGUCUAUUAGCUCGUCUGGAGGCAGCAGAAGCCUUAUAUCCAUCCUGCCAAGCAUUUGCUGUUAAUUAUCCGUUAUACAAGAGUCCAGAAUUCACCGAUAGAGUGAAAGCUAUGUGUCUUUGGUACAACAUGACGAAACACCAUCGGCUCAAGUUACAGAUAUUGGGUAGAUUGCUCAUGAUGCUGCAUGGUAAAAAGAAACAAGAGGAUUUCAACGACUCUGGCAUUAGUUCGCGAUCUUCAGAUACUGUCGAUUCUACGGAACGACAAUGCAUGGUGCGAUUUGAACUACCUCAACACGACGAAACUUCCAGUCCCUCUGAUAGCAAUAAUAGUAAUAAUUCUUCAAUAGGAGGAUUAUCUUUUAUAUCGCAGUCGCUGCCGCCUACUCCGGAAAUUUCAUUCUCAUAUGUGGAAGACGAAAGAAUCGAUCGACUUGAUUUCUAUUUAGUCGAAUUCGAGCGACACGCUUACAGAAAAUACAUCGAGGAUGUAUUAAAAACGAGAGGCCUUAGAAAAAGUCUAAAUUUUCUGGAUCGAUUACAUACAUCUAUCUUGAGAAAAGCGAGAUUAACUUUGGAAAAAAAUGACUGCGAAGGAUGCGAUAGCAAUGCGAAUGAAGAAUACGAAGGUGACAAAGAGCUACGACGAUAUGGCACUUGGAGUCCCGAAGCAAAGGAGUUAAAUUUGCCAUCGUAUAGGGCAGCUUUCAUGUUUCUCUCACGUGUACCGUUGGACGUGGUUCACGAAUUUCUAAGAAUGAGAUUAGAACAGAAGCCGGAGCAACCGAGUCCGUUGUCGGUCCGACAGCUCAUGCGAGAGCUUCGAGAGGGUCUCAGGAUCGCUUGUAUUCAUCGCGACCGGUUCGCUGCGCACUCUCGCGCUGCCGUCGCCAGCGACGAAACCGGUUGCGAGAGUCUGUUCGAGGAAGACGUCAAGUAUUUCGAUGAGAGCUUAAAAGCCGUGUUUGAAGUCUAUCUAGAUUAUCUUCAACAGUGGGUAGACAUGGUGCAGCACGAUAGCUUUCAUAAGAAUCUGAUCAUGGAUGAGUGGUUGUUUGUUAAGUCCAUUGCUGGAAACAUAAGUGAUGGAUACAAGAUUGCUGGUAUGAAAUUCUACGAAAUUGCACGUACGAUGAUCAAGCAAGUUAAUGAAUUUCUCACUGAACGGACUCGCGAGAUCUGCGAAAAUUUGGAAGAAAAGGAGGACGACGAAUUGUCAUGCAAUGAAACACAAUUCAGAUUCCAUUUGUUUGUGGGCCGCGAGUGGCAGGGAAUGUUUGUAGAAGCUCGGGAAAAAAUCGUGAAGAGCAUCAAUCUUGCCAAAUGCUUGAAACGCGAUAUCGAGAAAUGGCCAGUAAUUGAUCAGAAAUUAGAGGAAUCAUUGAAACUGUUGAAGAAUACAGUUCUAGCUUUAAGGCAUCGCAUAACAGUAGUGAUCGAGGAUUUUCAAAAAAAUGUCGAUGAAGUGGAACAAUUGAACACCGAGAACGAUCAAACACCUUUACGUUCGAGAAUCCGCGAGAUUCUUCAUCAAGCUUACAGAAUGGGCUUCGAAUUUCACAAGGAGAUGUGCAAAUUGUUCUCGCUAGAAGAAAAGGCCAUUUUAGCACGGGGUCUAGUAUCAUUCGCGUUGUUAUGGAUGGAAUUCGUAAGGACGCGAUGUGAGCGUGGCCGCGGCUUAAGACCCAGAUGGGCGAACCAAGGUCUGGAGUUCUUGAUAACGGUGUGCGAACCUCAAAACACGAAACAUCUCACCGAUCAAGAGUUUGAAGAGUUGAAGACAUGCAUGGAUCAUUGCAUAUCUCAUGUGGUGGGAACAGUAUCUGUUGUAGGAUCGACGCCGGAGACAGAAAAUUUAAGAAGACUGUCGCGAUCAAGAGCUUCAUCGCCGAGUCAUGGUCGUACUAGAACCACGAGCAUGAGUCUUCCUCAAAAACCACGGGAAGCUUUGAAGUCACCCGACUUAUUGGUUAAUGCGAAAAAAUAUAUCUCAUCGAGCAUGGUUGACGGUAACCUUUUAAUAGUAAACACAUCCGAACAGGGCAUGCAGAGGCAUGAGAGAGUCAUUCGUGCGAUCCAAAAAACGGAGAGUGAUCUCGAUGAAAGAUUAAGGAGUCGAGAGCUCAUCGGACAAGUCACUGACAGAAAAGGAGUCGAUAGAGUUCAUAUCAAGAUGCGAAGAGUUACAUUCACGUGGCAGAGAGGUAUUAAGAUAGGCCAAGGAAGAUUCGGUAAAGUGUACACAGUAGUGAACAAUCAAACAGGUGAACUGUUAGCCAUGAAAGAAGUGCAGUUACAACCUGGCGAUCACAGAGCGAUCAGGCGUGUUGCUGAGGAAUUACAGAUAUUCGAGGGAAUCCAGCAUCAACAUUUAGUGCGAUAUUACGGACUGGAAAUUCAGCGUGAAGAGAUGUUGAUCUUUAUGGAAUUCUGUGCGGAAGGAACUCUUGAGAGUUUGGUGGCUGGUAGUGGCAACGGAUUGCCAGAAUCUUUGGUCAGGAAAUAUACUCAUCAACUCCUUUCGGCUGUAGCAGCGCUGCAUUCUCAUGGGAUAGUUCAUCGAGAUAUUAAAACUGCGAAUAUCUUUUUAACGAAUGAAGGCAAUUGCCUGAAACUCGGUGACUUUGGUAGCGCGGUGCAGAUUAAAGCGCAUACAACGAUGCCUGGGGAACUCCAAGGUUUUGUCGGCACUCAAGCUUAUAUGGCACCGGAAGUAUUUAUGAAGUCCGAAAGCAGUGGACAUGGCAGAGCUGUCGAUAUUUGGUCAGUUGGUUGCUGCAUCAUUGAAAUGGCGAGCGGACGACGGCCGUGGUCGGAUUAUGAUUCGAAUUAUCAAAUUAUGUUUAAGGUUGGAAUGGGAGAAACACCAGCACUUCCUAAGAAUCUUUCUGUAGAAGGCAUAGAUCUAGUAAAGAAAUGCCUGCAGCAUGAUCCAAAGAAAAGAUCGACUGCGAAUAUACUUCUUACACAUUCUUUUGCACUAGGAGAGUACGAAGACGUCAACGCUGACUUAACGAUGUUAAGGGUAUUAAGAGUAUUCAGGAAAGUGGAAUAACUUGGUCUUUGCGAAAAUGUAAAACUGGCAUAUGUACUUCAUUGGUAAAAUUGUUUCACAAGACAUAUAACAUAUUAUAUGUUGGUUAUAUUUUUUAUUUGCAUUUUUCAUAGAUUUAGCUAUUAAUAUAUAUUUUAAUGAGACUUUGUUAAAAGUAUAUAGUAUUUAUGGCAGACUAUAUAAAGAAAUGGCAAUUGUAUUUGAGAAUACUUUAACCAUUGAUCAGAUAUCGGAUCAGUAUAUAAUACAUAAGUACUAUUGUGAUCAUAUAAUUUA